AGCGACAUGAUAUAAACUCCCGAUUGGAAGAAACCAUAACAGCUGAUAUGUGUCAUGUUCACGACUAAAUUCGUAAAAUACUCUCUGCUAAAUACAUCGUGCUAUACUAAAGGACCAAAUGGUUGUUGACCAGAGUUGUUCCCUUGCUCAAACAAGAUAAGUGAUUUUUUUUUAAAUACAUCGGUGUACCAGGUUAACAUUACAACCUACCUGGUUGUCUUCCGUGUUUCACAAGACCGAGUUAUUGAUAAGCGAGAAUGGGUUCCACGGUUCGUUUUUUCUUGUUGGAUCAUUUGUCGACAUUUCGACGUAUAUAUUUAAAUCGUACGUUUGUCUCUUCAGUAACAACAAAGUCUGGGGCCCGAUAUCUGAGUACUGAACAGAAAGACAUAGAGUCAGGCUGUUCAAAAACAGAGCGCUUGGCCAGGAAACUCAGAGAAAAAACUCCUAUCGGUAAACUAGACGAGUUGGAGGAGGGAAAACACCCGUAUCAAGAGAAAGAGCCAUUAAAAGCAUGGCCAGAUAACACAAAUCCAAAUACUGGUGAAAUAGGAGGUCCUAGGGGACCUGAACCCACUCGCUAUGGUGAUUGGGAAAGGAAAGGAAGAGUGUCAGAUUUCUAGUAUAAUUACUUAGUCCUUCAAUAAUGAGAUCUCAAUUAUAUUGUAAUUUCAACCAUCUUUUAAAGAUUGUUUUCUCCUUAGAUAUUUAUUAAAUGAUUGUUAGUUAUGGUGUAACAAAAUAAAACAAGUCAUAUAGUAUUGGUUAUGUUACAAUACAAAAUACUUAACAUUUUUUUUACAUACUUGCUAUGACAUUAGCCCUGGAAAUUUUUUCAGGUUAAGUUCAAUUAUGUGUCCAAGUUUAUAUAGAGGAAACAGCAUGACUUUUGACAGUUAUCUGAAGUUUAUUUGAAAAUAAAUUGAACAGAAUUUUAUUGCUUAUUACUUUUGACUGUAUGUGUACAAACGUGAAAAUGAACUGACUUGAAAAACAUCUUUGAUAUUUCUUAAGUAAUGGUUUACCUGAAAGUCAAUCAACAGUUAAGUUCUUUUCCUGGAAGGAAAAUAAAUGUUUAAUAUGUAUCAAGUACGAAACAGUUAUCGAGUUUGAUCAACAUUCCUUAAAAUAUUUUGACAUCUUAUUGCAUUACGGCAGCCCUUCUUUCAAUAGGACUAUUUAUUAUUAUUUGCAAGUAAAGUUAAGAGAUUUAAUUUCAUUGAUAUCCAUUUGAUAAAUUUGGAAAAUAAAGAUCAUUAAUGUUCUCCCUUGUAUGAUCAUUAAUCCCUCCCUCUCACUGAAAAUGUUCCUGAUUGAAGUAAUAAAACAUAUUUUGAUAUCACUUGUUCUUUAUUUAAUUAAUGCGAUAGUAAAUGCUUUUAGAAUUGAGGUUUUUCUGUUUAAUCACAAAGAAAUUGAAAUAGUGGGGCAUAUAUAAUUAAAAUGUCCGAAAACAUGCUUUUAAAUGCAUAUUUAACAGAGAGCAAAAAGGAGUGCCAGUGAGUCCAAAACCUAUUAAUUGCAGAUGAUUAAAUUAAGAAUUUUGCUUUUAUAAUUGUUCUGUAGUGUUGAUAUUAGACUUUUGUACUCUUGCCCUGAAAGGAGUAUUGUUUUAUUGAGCACAAUUAAAUAUAUCGUAUUUACGGGUUAAAAUUGACAACUUUUUUCUUUUGCAAUGUUUGGACUGGCUUCACCAUUUCAUAUUAUAAAUGUAUUUGGUCACAUAGUUUUCAAGGACAAACAGUUUAUAAAAACAAAAUGUUUCAAAAGUUUAUUGUUCGUCACUUGCUGAGUGACAUUUUGGGGAUUAUGUUUUUUGCAAUCUUCAGGCUAAAAUACAAUGAAGAAAAUUAUUAAUGUUAUAAAAGAAUAUAAAUAAGAAAUUACAGAGAUUAUUGAAUUAAUAUCAAAGAAAAAAUAAUUAUUAUUACUAUACAGAAACAUAAUACACAAUGUAAACUAACAUAAAGACACCUCAUUAUAAACAUCAAUAAAUCAUACCAAAUUAUGAUAAAAUUUAAACAAAUAUGUGCAAGGUGUGCGGAUGCACAUCCAGUAUGGCAGUCAUAAUAGCAUUUGAACUGAAUUUAAAACUGCAUAAUAGCAUUUAAACUGAAUUUAACUAAUACACUCUCUGUUUAAAACAAUCAGCAGAGACUGUUUGUGAGUUGGAGAAAAAGGGAGGGGGGGUAACUUGAAAAUAUUGUUAUAUAAAACAAUAUAAAUGGACAAAACAUUCAUACAUUCCCAAAAUGCAUUUGAUGAAAUUUGUAUAUAUAAAGGACAAUGUCACUUAAUUUAAAAGACAGGAACGAUAUGGCAGACCAUAUUCUGGUUUUGUUUGUUUAUACUAUACCAUUUCAGUUUCUGCAAAUUGGCCUUUUAUCUUUCCAUUGGUCUGUUCUCUUUCUCUCUGUGGAUGGUAUUUGAGCAAGUUGUAUUUAACACUAUAUAGGAGGGUAUGUGUGUCAGUGAAUAACAACUUUUUGGAGAGCCCAUUGUUUUUCUUUAUUCAUUAAUUUUUAUAUCUGAAUUAACUUAUUAUUGGGAUUUGAUUACAGCAUCUGAAAUUUGGUUCUGAUUACUGUAUUCCUUUGCUUGUACAGGUUUCUGAAAAUAAUGAUUGAAAUAAAU
Molecule: messenger RNA, 2634 nt
Organism: Gryllus bimaculatus (two-spotted cricket)
Lineage: Eukaryota; Metazoa; Arthropoda; Insecta; Orthoptera; Gryllidae
Source: the annotation of a GenBank genome assembly